Cutaneotrichosporon cavernicola is the source of this 1596-nucleotide messenger RNA. RefSeq lists its product as uncharacterized. NCBI's taxonomy places the organism in Eukaryota, Fungi, Basidiomycota, Tremellomycetes, Trichosporonales, Trichosporonaceae. The record is from RefSeq and is a predicted model, not a curated record. The transcript is spliced from 5 exons. Gene Ontology annotation, biological process: translational initiation. Gene Ontology annotation, cellular component: eukaryotic translation initiation factor 4F complex. The coding region runs from base 1 to 1596 and encodes 531 amino acids. Gene Ontology annotation, molecular function: translation initiation factor activity; RNA 7-methylguanosine cap binding.
AUGGGAGACCACAAGAAAGCCAGCAACCGCACCGCUUCGCGCCGUGGAGUCAGACCACCUUCCCUCAAGGACAUCACGGAGCGCUUAACCACGUCGACAGCGCCGAGCGCUCUUAGCGAGAUCACGGCCUCGACCAACCUUCCCACUGCUGAAUCUCGCCUCAAACUUCCCGCUAGUGCUGUCGCGCGAGCCAACCUAACACCGUCGCCUUCCCCUCCAGGCCGUACUGGUUCCCUAAGAACCGAUGAGAAUGAGAGAGCCGACCAGAGCAGGGUUGACAAGGAAGGUGGCGACAACAAAGCCCAGGCUGCCGCCAAGGAGCUUUCAAGCCGUGCGUCCACAGCUACGCUCAAGAACUCGGAUACCGACGGCACCUCUUCGGAGCCCUUCAAUAGCUCAAACUCGCUCGCACUCUCGAUCGGCGAUAGUGUUGGUUCGCCCACCCCUUCUCGCACGGGAGUGGUUCUUGUGAAGGAGGAGACGGUCUGCGAGAACACAAAGGACAUGCAGCCCAUCGGCGCAUUCAAGCCCAAGACGUUGACAUUGGAGGAGCUGCGCUUCAAGUCCCGCGCUAGUCUCGGUCACGGAUUCCCUGAGACUCCACCCCGUUCAAAGGACGAGGUUCCGUCAAUCAUUGUCCUGCGUUCGACGCCUGGCCACUCCCCGACCAAAGGGAUCGAAGGCGGUGUACACAGCAGUGUCUCCACGCCAGGUCCGCCUCCCUCACCACGCUCCAUCGCCAACGGCCUCCCCCUUGAGCAUUCUUGGUCCAUCUGGUAUGACUCCAAGUCGUACAAGCCGUCACCCGAGGUGUACGCCGAACGUCGCGCACGCUUGGGCGAAUGGGAGGCUGACAUGCUUCCUGUUGGCACCUUUGACACCAUCCAGAGUUUCUGGCGCCACCUGAACAACAUCCGUCAGCCCAGCAAGCUGGUCAACAAUGGCAAUUACCACAUGUUCAAGGAUAACAUCCGUCCGUCUUGGGAAGACCCUUCGAACACGCACGGUGGCAAGUGGGUGCUCUUCGUUAAGGCCAAUAAGGACCUCACCGUGGACAUGGUGUGGUCCAACCUCGUUAUUGCACUGGUUGGCGAGCAGCUCGACCCCGACAACCACAUUACUGGUAUCGUCGUGUCGUCUCGUCCCCGUAUGGACCGCGUCCAGGUCUGGACCCGGAUCAAGGACGAUAUCGCAGCCGUCAAUGCCAUUGGUAACCGCAUCCUGGAGACGAUCGGCUUUGAGGCGCAGGACCAGCAGACUAUCUCGCUCGAUUUCCAGGCACAUGAGGGAACGCUCCCUGCUGGCAAAUUCAUGCGUGCCGGAUUCACGGCCCGCUCUGCCUCUGUCGCUAUGUCCACGCCGAGCAGCGCCAACGUCUCUCGCGUGUCGUCCCCUCUCCCUGGCGGGUCGCCCGUUGGUGCGCCCAGUGCUCUGCCUGGCUGGUCGACCACUCCGCACUUACCAAUCCCCCCGCCAUCGCCGCGCCAGGUGUCGAGCGCCCUUCCCUCGACUCGUCCCCGCAUGGGUGCCGGAGGCAACGCGUUUUCGGGUCCGUUAGGAACUGCUCGCCGUGCGUUUAGUAGCACUGUAGAGUAG